Messenger RNA from Gongylonema pulchrum, 419 nucleotides. The record is from the annotation of a GenBank genome assembly. NCBI's taxonomy places the organism in Eukaryota, Metazoa, Nematoda, Chromadorea, Rhabditida, Gongylonematidae.
UCAAAUGGACGAAACAGUGCAGCACGUAUUGGUCAACCUUUAUAUGCUCCGCUUCCUGCAUUUAUCCAGGUGAAGUCAAAAUUUGACUCGGAAUGGCGACGAUUCUCCUUGCAAUUCCAGGAUGGUAAACCACCUUCGUAUUUGGAAUUUCGUGCUUUGGUCGAAGGUCUUCAUUCGUUGCACAAUAAUUUUCGAAAAUCACUGGAAUCAGCACGUCCAACUUUGCGACUACUAAUACAACGGAAAGGUGAAUCAUGGGAAGAGAAAUAUGGCUAUGGAACCGAAACAAUAGAUCGACGUCGUAACAAAGGAUUAUCGAUGUUGUUACCGGCAGCAGUAUCCAGAGCACCCAAACGAAACUACAAUAUCUCAAAUCCCGAGGAUUUCCGACAGGUUCGUUUAAUGAGUAAAAUAUAGCU